CAUAUUUAUAAUGGUUUAGCGGUAAUGGUAUAAUUGCCAUUGUAAAAGGUUUAUAUUUAUCUAGGGUAGAGAGCAGAUUAUAAAAAUAAUUUACAAUUUAGUUCUGCCCCCACAUGGAAGCCCUGGCGAAUUUCUUGGUACCUAUGGAUCAACUGGAGAGUGUAAUCCUUCAUUAUAACACAGGCCUCUGUACGAUUCAAAGGUACGAUUCAAGUUUCAUGCCUAAAAAGCGAAAUAUGAACCUGGUUCUGAAACCGAAAAUCGAGUUUUCUCAAAAUUUGGUAAUUUUCUUACAUUUUCACUUUCACAGGGAUACCGCGUUUUUGAUCUUAAAGAUAAUUGCGAUAAAGAUUCUAUGGUGAAACAAUAGCCACGGCUCUAGUUGUGGACUUAGGCCUUUUCACCGAUAUGGAGUGAUAUUUAUGGCUUUGGGCUAAUCAGUGUUGCAAGGCGUUUAGUGCCAA
Molecule: messenger RNA, 464 nt
Organism: Suhomyces tanzawaensis NRRL Y-17324
Lineage: Eukaryota; Fungi; Ascomycota; Pichiomycetes; Serinales; Debaryomycetaceae
Exons: 1
Coding region: 114-362 (82 amino acids)
Source: RefSeq, a predicted model, not a curated record